Laccaria bicolor S238N-H82 is the source of this 183-nucleotide messenger RNA. RefSeq lists its product as uncharacterized. Lineage: Eukaryota; Fungi; Basidiomycota; Agaricomycetes; Agaricales; Hydnangiaceae. The transcript has 2 exons. Bases 1 to 183 code for a protein of 60 amino acids. The record is from RefSeq and is a predicted model, not a curated record.
AUGUUAACCGAAGCGGUGCACCACACCAUACAGUGGAAAACGGCAUUUGACCUCCAAGUCAAGGUGUCAAAGGCAGGAAUUGUGGAAUUCAGGAUGGGCCAACUAGUACAGGUAUACCAAAAUAAAGUGGCCCUAACUCUAGGCACAGAACACAAGCUGACCCCCUUGUGGUCGCCCCCUUGA